Pieris rapae (cabbage white) is the source of this 1955-nucleotide messenger RNA. Its product is annotated as spondin-1. The transcript is spliced from 9 exons. Gene Ontology annotation, cellular component: extracellular matrix. The record is from RefSeq and is a predicted model, not a curated record. The coding region runs from base 170 to 1594 and encodes 474 amino acids. Gene Ontology annotation, biological process: cell adhesion. Lineage: Eukaryota; Metazoa; Arthropoda; Insecta; Lepidoptera; Pieridae.
GGCUUAUUUAGAUCAAGCCACGCUCGGUAGACGACGCGAUAACCAAAUCUAUUCCAAUUAAGCUUUCCAUAUUUAUAGUAAAUACACAAUAAACUGUGCAGUGAAAACAAUUAUUUAAAGUUGCUGCAUUAUAGCAACCUUUUGAGAAUAUCAUUCAUGCUGAAGAAGUAUGUUUAAAGUAUUCUGCAUACUCUUAUCUCUGCUGGUUCUAUCAAGAGGGCAAAAACAAAGAUGCGACCAGACGCCACCACAAGCGACUGUAAUGACUCCAUCAGACAACAUGGGCAUCUAUCGUAUGAGUAUCAGUACCAAAGGGAAUGACACCAACAUCUAUCGACCGGAUCAAACAUACGUUUUAAAAUUAACAACAAACAACGCGACGCGUCCUUUUCGAUGGUUCAUGAUAACGGUGGAGGAUCCAGAGAUGGAUACUAAUCCGGAGUAUGAUCCGAAAUUUGUGGACGUCGGCAGCCUUAAAACGAUUGAUACGAACAAGCAGUCCCGAUAUAGUGAGAGAUGUUAUAACUCUGUUGAAAAUACUGAUAACUCUGAUAAAUACAAAGUUGAGAUUCAUUGGGUAUCACCGAAGCAAAAUGCUCGUAGACAGAAGGUUAGACUUCGCGCUAUGGUGGCGGAGAAUAAGGAAGUAUGGCACGUUGGAGAAAACCUUACCAUCACCUUGGAGAAGGAUGAUCGCCGACCCCUGGAUAGCCCUCCCUAUCCUCCUGAACCAAAUUGUAAUUUGUGCAGUGAGGCACAAUAUGAGGUUAUUUUCAAUGGACGCUGGUCGAGAAUGACUCAUCCACGCUACUACCCAAGCAAGCCAGAUGACAAUGGUUACAGUCAUUUAGUGGGAGCCUCCCAUUCUUUUUCUCACACAAUUUGGCAACCUGGAGAUCAAGCGUCACCGGGGCUCCAAAAAUUGGCAGAGGAAGCGGAUAUAAGUUUAAUUGAAAGGGAAAUUAUCGAUUCCAUGUCGCCUCUGAACGGUACAAGGACCCUGAUAAUAGGGAAACGUCGUUUUCACCCAACCAUGGGUGAACCAUCCCAUUCCUUAUUUCGUGUUGAUAAUGUUCACCACUUAUUCUCAUUGGUAGUAGCAAUAAAGCCGUCUCCAGAUUGGUUCCUGGGAGCAUACAAAUUUGAACUCUGCACUAACGUUGGAUGGUUGAAAGAAUCUGAGAUUCCACUCUUUCCAUGGGAUGCGGGAACUAUGGAUGGAGUCUCUUACGAGUCUGCCUCAUCGAUAACUCAGCCGCGUGAUGUUGUAAGUCGCGUGGCUGUGGGGUCAUUCAACAAGGAGUCGCCCUUCUACCAAAUGAAUCUUAACGAGAUGAAACCUUUCGCCUUGUUACAAGUCAGACUCUUGAACGUCUUUCCUUUAGUUGGGGCUGAAUGUUCUCAAGAAGAUUCAGUUUUCACAUGCUCUGAAGCGCAAAAUGAUCAACAGGAGGAACAGAGAGAGAACCCAGAAGAAAAAGAAGAUGAAAUGGAGGAGCCGAUGAUAUCAGAAUUAAAAAUAGCAGAAGAAUGUACCGCGAGUGAGUCGGGGGAGUGUCUUCUUAAAUAUCGUUUAGAAGCUGGUGGUAAUUAAAAGAUAAAUUAAAAAAUAUAAGUUAAUAAUUAAAAUAAUAAAAUUUAAAAAUAUAAGGUAAUAAAUAUAUUAUAUUAUAUAUAGGUACUGCUUACUCUUUACCGAAACAGACGAAAUUCCGGUUCUAUUAUAGGUUCGAAGGUAGUUCUUAUAAUUUAUUUCCACUAUUCUAUGGAUACAGGUAGCAGUAAAUAAAAAAGACGAAACGAUGGAAAUUAUGACGAGUUUGGCAUGUGACCUUGAAUAAAUUCUAAAAUUAAUCUCUAGUUCAUCCCAGAUACGCGACACGAUCCGGUCGUAUUACCAAUCACAAUCAAAAAAUUUAUAUUAUGCUAUGCUCAUAGACUAGCAUAGACUUAUA